AUGAUCGAGGCUCCAAAGCUGAAUGUUCUUUCGCUGCAUCGAAAUAAACUUCGCGGAAACAUUCCCAACUCUAUCUUAAAUGCUUCCAUGCUUAAGCUUCUAGACUUGGGAGAUAACUUCUUCUCUGGCCCAAUUCCUGAAACAUUUGGUAACUUACGACACCUUGAAUGGUUCCGAAUAGCAAACAACUAUUUGACCAUGGGAUCUACUAUAAAUAAUGAGUGGACCUUUCUUUCUUCUUUGACAAAUUGCAAGAAUUUGACAAGAGUAGAUAUUUCAGAAAAUCCUUUGAAUGGCACUCUUCCUACUAAUAUUGGGAACCUUUCAGCAUCGCUUAUAUACUUUUACGCUAUUGAUUGUGAGCUUAAAGGCAAUAUUCCAAUGGAAAUAGGUAACUUAAGCAACCUAUUGCUUUUACAACUUGACCAUAAUAAAUUAAGUGGUUUUAUUCCGACAUCAAUUGGAGGAAUGAGAAAUCUCCAAGGUCUAGAUCUUUCCUUUAAUAAAUUAGGAGGGCCUAUCUUAGAAAGCCUCUGUGGUUUGGAGAGACUAUACGAUAUGUCUUUAGGGUUGAAUAAGCUGCAUGGAUCCAUACCCUCUUGUUUUGGUAAUAUUACUUCUUUGAGAUAUCUUUAUUUAAAUUCCAACAAAUUGAGUUCUGCAAUACCCUCAACUUUGUGGAAACUUAAAGAUAUAUUAGAAGUAGAUUUAUCAUCAAAUUACCUUAACAAUUCACAUGCUCUUGAUGUUGGAGAUUUGAAGAGUCUGCUGAAACUAAAUUUAUCAAGGAAUCUUUUCACAGGAGAUAUUUUGUCCACAUUUGGGGGUCUUCAAACUUUGGUUUUCUUAGAUUUAUCAAAUAAUAUACUACAUGGUCAUAUCCCCGAAUCAUUUGGUGGUUUGAUUAGUUUGACAUUUUUGGAUUUAUGCAAUAACAAUCUCUCUGGAGUCAUUCCCAAAUCUUUGGAAAAGCUUUUAUAUCUUAAGUAUUUUAACGUGUCUUUAAAUAGACUUGAAGGGGAAAUUCCUACCAAAGGAUGUUUUUCAAACUUUCCGAGCACAUCAUUCAUGCAGAAUUAUGCACUUUGUGGUCCACCAAGAUUGCUAGUCCCACCUUGCAAAAAUGACAUCCGCAAAAAUUCCAAGAUGGGUGUAUUGCAUGAUUUGAGAAUUUCACAUGCCGAACUUUCACGGGCAACUAGUGGAUUUGACGAGCACAAUAUGCUUGGUUCAGGAAGUUUUGGAUAUGUAUAUAAAGGGAGGCUUUCAGAUGGAAUGGAAGUUGCAAUAAAAGUUUUCAAUCUGCAAAUAGAAGGAGCAUUUAGGAGUUUUGACAUUGAAUGUGAAGCUAUGCGUAACAUAGUUCAUCGUAAUCUUGUCAAGGUCAUUACUUGCUGCUCCAAUGUUGACUUCAAAGCCUUGGUGCUUGGUUUCAUGUCUAAUGGAAAUCUUGAGAAAUGGUUACAUUCAAACAGUUGUUUCCUUGAUAUCAUACAAAGGAUCAACAUAAUGGUAGAUGUUGCGGCUGCUCUAGAAUAUCUCCAUAGUGGACAUCCAACACCUAUAAUUCAUUGUGACCUAAAACCAAGCAAUAUUCUACUAGAUGAAGACAUGGUUGCUCAUGUGGGAGAUUUUGGCAUUGCGAAAUUGUUGGGAGAAGGUGAUGUAGUGAAGCAAACCAUGACUCUUGCAACUAUUGGUUAUAUGGCACCAGGUGAAUUUUGGAGUUUUUUUAAUGAUUAUUUUUCGUGUAUGUCUAUAUAUAGCAACAAACAUAUUAGAAAUAAUUCAGGAUUGCUUAUGCUUGAAAUGCAGAAUUUGGAUCAACGGGAAUUGUUUCUAUAAAAUGUGACAUCUAUAGUUAUGGAAUUGUCCUAAUAGAAACUUUCACUAGGAAAAAGCCAACAGAUGAAAUUUUUGGUGAUGAAAUGACCAUAAGGCAUUGGGUGAAAAGAUUAUUAUCUGAAGGAAUGAUAGACAUUGUGGAUGCUGAUUUAUUAAGAAGAGAGGAUGAGAAUUUUGUCAUUAAAGUAAAUUGUAUUUCUUCUAUCCUGGAGUUAGCUUUGGAUUGUUCAGCUGAGUUGCCAGAAGAAAGAAAAGAUAUGAAGGAUGUUGUGGUUGAGCUAAAGAAAAUCAAACAAACGUUUCUAAACAUCAUCCAACGAUGAGUAUGCUUGUGGUUAUUAACUUACUCUU
Molecule: messenger RNA, 2196 nt
Organism: Gossypium arboreum
Lineage: Eukaryota; Viridiplantae; Streptophyta; Magnoliopsida; Malvales; Malvaceae
Product: receptor kinase-like protein Xa21
Exons: 2
Coding region: 1-1845 (614 amino acids)
Biological process (GO): protein phosphorylation
Molecular function (GO): ATP binding; protein kinase activity; protein binding
Source: RefSeq, a predicted model, not a curated record